AAUGGGGGGGAAAGUGUUUUUUGUAAGAACGUGCCGCAUAGGGAUUAUAACGACUCUUCUGUUUUAACCGAACAUCCUUAAAAGCCUCACCACGCAGUCGACCUCUUACACGUGACUCAUUGCGUCCAAUAGAAAUUGAGCUUCAGUAUUUCCAACCAGUCAGCAAGCAAGAACCCCUGUGAGAAGUCUGAUUGGCCAUAACGCGGCACAACACGGAAGACGGAAAACGAUCACGCUGGAAACUUGAAAAUAUAAAUAUUUUGAAACGUCUCCUGUCUAUUCUCAAGAUACCUUGUGGGCAAAAUGCAAACCGUAAACGUUACUUUUUGCAGUCUCACAUGAAUUAACUCAUGCUUAAGCAAGAUGUCAGCGUCUUCAAAAUGCUCCACUCAAGAUCACUUGAAGAUGGAGACAGCAGCGUUAGUGGCCCCGGUCACAGCUCUGGAAUUCUUCCAGGACACGUUUCUACUCACAGGUGAGGGUCCAGUGUUGACGGUGUACAAUCUACUGCCUGAACCUAAAGCAUGUACCUCAGCACCGGUGCUUCAACAGCACCGCAUCCACGGGAUAAGACCAAGACUCUUGUCGACUGCUUCACAGCAGAAUUCGUUCACAGAAUGUUGCGGAGAAACUAAAGACCUGAGCGCCACACUUCAACCCAACUCCUAUGAUCUAGCUGUGUUUGGAGGAAAGGCAGUCAGGCUUGUGAAACUACAUUUGGAUGUCUCUGCUGUGGAGCCUGUGCACUUGGAGAUACUGAGCCCCCUUGUAGAGCUCCAGGACUGGGCUCUUGAUAUCCGCUGGCUAUGUGAAGAUGAGCAGUCUCUCCUGUGUGUGGCUGUUGCCCAUAACGGUGCCCUUCUCCUAGACAUCAGCUCAGGGAAUGCCUUAGUUCAACGCUCGUGUCUGGAAGGGUGUCUACUGUACUCUGCCCUCCUUGUGGUGCACAAAUCUUGGGCAGAUACUGUUCUGAUAGGAGGGACCGUUUUCAACCAGCUGGUUCUCUGGAAGCCUGGAGGAGGAGAGAGUAAUAAAAAAGCUCCGGUGGAAAGGCGUUUGCUGGGACACACCGGUGUUAUCUUCAGCAUCUCUUACCUCCUGGAGAAAGGAUUGCUGGCAUCAGCUUCCGAUGACCGCAGUGUCAGGGUGUGGGCUGUUGGUGCUUUAGGGGGCUCUGGAGGGAACUGUGGUGACUUGAAGCCAACAUGCUUAAGGGUGCUUUUUGGACACCAAGCAAGGGUCUUCUCAGUGUUCCUCUCCCCAAGCAGAGUGUUUAGCGCUGGGGAAGAUGGAACAUGCUUAAUUUGGGACUGGGCUGGAGUUGGGACAGUGCUUCGCGCUUUGAAGGGACAUCGAGCAGGUGGUAUUCGAGCGCUGGCGGUCGGUGCGAGAAGAGAAGACACAGGCAGAUGGGUGGCAACCGGGGGAGCGGACGGAGGGGUGAGGUUGUGGAAGGUUGAAGACAAUGAAGAGGAAGACACUGCGACAAAGACAAUAACAGACUUGGAGUUCUCUGGUCAAGGCAUGCCUAAAGUAGUUUGUGUCACAGAAGGCGAAGCUCACACUGAAAAUUGGAACCAGUGUAGGAUUGUGGUUUGUACUGACCAAGGAUUUGUUUACCAGUACGGUGCCGGGCGCUGGGAGUUGUUAUGGCAAGGUUCUCCUGAGUUUCAGUCCUACUGUGUAAUGGAAACUGUGGGCUUUAGAGUGAAAGACUCAACAAGCAGAGCUAAUUUAUGUGCUGUUGGGAGCCUGAGCGGAGUAUUAGAGGUCUUUCUCAUCUCUCAUCCUCACAAUAGCAUUGUCCUCCAAGCUGGAUCAGGAAAGAUUCACAGUCUUACUUGGCAGCAAUGUGAUCCAAAUGUGUAUUUGCUAGCGUCAGGUGCUGAAGGACGAGUCCAUCGCUGGUGUAUUGGUGUGAGCUUCAAUGAGACAGGUACUCCCUCUCUCUGGGUAAAAUGCUGCCCUGCAUUUGCCCUGCCUCCUUGUGCCAAACGUUGGCUGACGGCUGCCGUGCGCCUCCCUUACAAGUCAAAGCGGGCUCUGUGGGUGUGUGGAGACAGAAGAGGGUCCCUGCUUUUGUUUCAGGAAGACCAGGAGCAGGUGUGUGAGAAAGAGACAACUCAAAGAAGUCAUGAAAGGGAUGGAACACUGAUAGAGACAGAGAGGGGAGAGGAACACAAAGGCCAGCCGUUGUCUCCACUAAGCUGCUUGUUUGGUGUCCAUGGAAAACAAGGUGUCACAUCAGUCUGUGAAUAUCAGGGACUUCUCUACAGUACUGGGAGGGAUGGCUGUGUGCGGAUUUCCAGAGUGCAUUACGUACACAAAGAACAAGAUGAGCGAAGUGGUAAGGUCCUUCAGCUGGAAGUUCUGAGAGUCCAGCGGGCUUGCAAAGGUAUGGAGUGGCUGGAAAGGGCUUUGAUCAUGGCACCUCACAACUCUGCGGAGAAUGGAGUUCGAAAUGAAUUUGAAAGGCUAAAUGUGAUCGAGGAGGACCAAGAAGAAGGGUUAAAGCUAGAAAACAAGGGAACAGAAGCCCGCUUUGUCAUUUUUGGCUUUCAUGCCACCCAGUUUGUAGUUUGGGAUCCGGUAAAGCAGGAGAGGCUCUUAACGGUGCCUUGUGGCGGUGGCCAUCGCUCUUGGAGUUUCUGGCCGAUCCACAGUGGAGUUUGGUCUGGAUACGGGGCUCUGGUUUUCAUCAAGCAGGGGUCCGUCCUGGCUUCCGAGCCCCCCGUAGGCUCAUCAAGUUGGUCGGGCAGGGCAGCGUGGAAUGAGGGAUGGAGCCUGAGGGAGGGCAUACAUGGGAGGGGGAUCGGGUGUGUUUGCCGGUUGGGGAGCAUUUGGGUUCAGAAAGACUGUACAGCAGACAGAGCAGGAAGAUUGAAGUCGGAUGGGGUUCAAGUUGAGGAGCAGUGGGAAAUGAUAGUGACCGGUGGAGAAGACACAAGCUUAACAGUUUUGGCCAUACACCCCAAUUCUGGUAGCGUUACAGUCCUGUCCGUUAUUACUGACCACAUCUCAAGCGUACGCGCCAUGGUGGCGCUUCCUCAUCAAGACAGACAGAGAUUUUCUACCCAUGCCCAGACCCUCUCCGCGCUUUUGAUAUCAGCCAGCGGGCGAGCUCAAUUACAGUGUUACCGGUUGUGCCUCGGCUGGAACAAGGAGAGUCUGGCUCCCUUCUGCCAGGUGGUGCAGGUGGCCAGUCACCGAUUGGAUGAACACUGGGAGAGGAAGAGGAACAGACACAAGAUGGUGAAAAUGGACCCGGAAACGAGAUACAUGUCCAUGGUGGUGGUUGACCACAACUCAGAUGCUGUUCUUGUGGCUCUUGCCUGCAGUGACGGUGCAGUCAGAUUGUUCUCCGUCAGUGAAGUGAAACACCAAAUCGAUUUGGCGUGGGAGAGGUUUUACCACCAGCGGUGUGUGCUCAGCGUUGCUACCUGUAGCCUACAGGAUGUAAAAGGCAACAGGUACAUAUUGCUAUUCAGUGCUGCGACUGAUGGCAAGAUUGCAGUGUGGGAUGUGACCCAAGAAACCUACAGCACGCUGAGUGGUUCUCCAACUGCGUUAAUCCCCUGCCUCACCUUAACCGCCCACCAGAGUGGCGUUAACUCACUGGCUGUUUGGGUACAGACACAAGGGCACCAAAAUGGUGGCUGCCUGUUAACCAUUGCGAGCGGCGGGGAUGACGGGAUGCUGAUGAUGUCCACCAUUAGUGUGGACUACCUGGACAAUCAUGGCACGACUCUGGGCUUUACACAGGACCAGCCACAAACCCAUCUUGGUCUACAUCUUCUCUCCCAAUUAAGUAUCCCUUUGGCCCAUGCAGCCCCUCUAACUGCCCUUAAGCUCCUUAGACCAGGCCUGAUAGUCAGCACCUCUUGCGAUCAGAGAGUCUGCCUGUGGGAGCUCUGCAGUACUUCCAUCAACCACAAAAUGGUGCUGUGCUCCCAUGUUGCUGAUGCUGCAGGACUUGCAGUGUGGGAGGACCAGGUAAUGGUGGCGGCGGAAAAUGGAAAGAGGACGGCCGAAUCUGAGGCUGAUGAGGUUUGUGGAAGGACAGAAGGUCAGACGCAUUUAGAACGAACAAAAGGUAACGCCGAGGGGCUGGGUCAUAAGGACCAGGAAGAUGGUGGGUCAUGGGAUAAGAUAGAUGACUUAAUUAUGAAGAUGGAUGCAGAAACAGAGUUUGGCAAGAAUAUACAUACUAACAACCAAAAUGUAGAUGAGACAAUCACAGGAAUUGCUUUGAGAUCUUGUGACGAAAGGGAAGGGACAGAAAUUACGGGAUGGGUGUUGGUCUGUGGUCAAGGCUUCCAGCUUCUGCAAAUUCAAAACAAAGACACUUAUAAAGAUGUACAGCUGCAUGAAAGGAGGAGAAGCGAGAAGGACAAGAGUGCACAGUAGCUUUACACGGAAAAUUAACAUAAGGCCACCAAGAAGUGGUUGUUUUUGAUUGCACAUCCCGCAAUCAUUAAAAGCAUUGAUUGUAUGUUAUGAUUACACACUUUUAAAAAUAAAGCUAUUUUUGUUUUGUU
This is a messenger RNA of Syngnathus typhle (broad-nosed pipefish), 4538 nucleotides long. RefSeq names its product WD repeat domain 6 (gene wdr6). The transcript is spliced from 6 exons. Lineage: Eukaryota; Metazoa; Chordata; Actinopteri; Syngnathiformes; Syngnathidae. The record is from RefSeq and is a predicted model, not a curated record. Gene Ontology annotation, biological process: tRNA methylation. Gene Ontology annotation, molecular function: protein binding. Gene Ontology annotation, cellular component: cytoplasm. Bases 364 to 4407 code for a protein of 1347 amino acids.